Messenger RNA from Zophobas morio, 3834 nucleotides. It is a transcript of the gene Sara, whose product is annotated as zinc finger FYVE domain-containing protein 9. The record is from RefSeq and is a predicted model, not a curated record. Gene Ontology annotation, molecular function: metal ion binding. NCBI's taxonomy places the organism in Eukaryota, Metazoa, Arthropoda, Insecta, Coleoptera, Tenebrionidae. Gene Ontology annotation, biological process: endosomal transport. Gene Ontology annotation, cellular component: early endosome membrane. Bases 249 to 3638 code for a protein of 1129 amino acids. The transcript has 12 exons.
UUUCCGUGCGUAAUUCCGCGAUUUAGCACCUUUUAUUCUUUGUUUGUCUGCGAUUUAUCGAUUUUUCCUACUAACCCAGUCUGCGGGUUGGGGAUUUUCGCGCUGGCAACCGCUCCUCCUGUCAAAUUGAGUCAGCUGAUAAAAAUAUUUUUAAGUGGUUAUAAACGUCAAAAAAGGGCGAUUUUAUUUUUAAUUCUUGGUUUUAAAUGUGGGGGCGAUGAUAUUUUACUUUCGGGCAUCAAUUAAAGAUGGAUAAAUACACAGUCGAUUUGGACCAAGUCUUGAACGAUUUCGAAUACAGCGAGUUGACGGAUCAGCACGGCUUCGAACAGGCUAAAGCCGCAGCGAAAAAUCCGCCUGGAUACGUACACAAUAAUUUCAAAAACACUAACGUGAAGCACUCGAUUAAUAACGUAUUUCAUAGUUUGAAUGAGUACCUCAACUCUGAUAUUUCUCCCAAGUGUGAAGUUAAACCCGUUGUAACCGAAGCGAGUUACUCGGGGGAGGCGCAAGUUGACAAUAACCCACCUGAAGCACCUGAGACAGCCGACAAUAGUUGUAAUGAAGAAACCGUAACUCCACCUAAAGAAGAAGAUUUAAUUUGUAUAGAUACGGAAGUGGUGGAGAUUCAUGAACCGGAAGCGGAGUCCUGUGACGACAGCGAUGACGACAAAUCACCGGAGACCGAAUCUGAGCACGUUGCCUUGAUUGAAACAACUGAAGAGUCAAUUAAACAAAAGACUGAUUCAAUUGAAGAAACUCCAGUUGAAAAUAGUGUCCUUGAGAUUGUGAAAACUGAAGAAGAUGUGGUUAAGACUGAAGACGACAACAGUGUGAUUAAAAUUGGCUUUGAUGAUGAUUUAGAUCUAGAUGAGUCAGAAUUGAAUAGGUAUUUAGAUGAAUUAGAGGAAGAAUACAAGAAUGAGGCACCAAGUGAAGAAGUGACCGAAGGCUGUGAGACGCAAAACGUCGAAGACGUAGUAGUCGAAGAAAAACCAAUAGAAGAACCAAAAGUAGAAGUAGAGGAGGAUGAAACCAUUUCAAAUCCAAGGCCUAACAACCUCGCGCUACCCAGUCAAGAAGGCGAUGACUCCACUAAAAGUGUCAUUGAUUUAGUAGGCGAACCGGGUUCCACUCCGUACAAUAACGUUUAUAUUAACAAAGAAUUGCCUCAAGAGAAGCAGAAUAGUGAUACUGAGUGUUCCACUUCAGCGUCGCCUACUUUUUCAGACAUUUCUACUGAAACUAACUCGUCGUGUACCCCCUCCACCGAUACUGUCAACGACGAGAAUCAAAACGAAGAUGGCGCUGGUGACAGUAAGAAUGAAGACACUGUUGAAGCGAAAGAAGAAGCUAAAAGUGAAGAAAACGGCGAGACGAAUGAAGCAGGGGGUAAUCCAGUGGAGGCGGUUAACGGCGGCGGCGAAUCAAGUGAACCGCCGCCACCGCCGCCGCCGCCACCCGAGCAGUCUGCUACUACCACAAACAAUUCUUGGUUGGGUAAGCAAGCCCCCUUGUGGAUUCCUGACGCGGAGGCCACCAGCUGCCUCCACUGUGAGCAGAAGUUUACGGUGAUCAAGCGCCGCCACCACUGUCGAGCUUGCGGCUACGUGUUGUGUUCGAAGUGUUGCAACCUCAAGUACCGUCUGGAGUACCUGGAGGACGUGGCACGGGUUUGCAACAAGUGCUACGAUAUCCUGGCCAAGGAGGCCACUAGUAGCUCCGGGAGCGAGUCCAACUCCCCUAGGAUGUCCCAGCCGAACCCGAACAACCCGUUGGAGUACUGCUCGACGGUACCGCCACACCAGCAAGUCAGCGGUACCAACCAAAAUCCACCAGCCGUUAUGGUACCGGUGGGUGUUUUGAAAAGGAAAGGGUCUAACAAAGCGAGGACUAACAAGAGUGUUAUGUUUUGUGACGGGAUACGACCGGGGAGUGAUUUGACGAAUUUGGAUAACGAUUUUAGCUAUAGUGGUGGGAGCAAGAGGGAGGAGGGAGUGAAGGUGAGCGACAGGAGUUUUCCGGUGAUGGAUGGAGAUACCAAGAGCUUUAUUCCAAAGGGGGAAGAUCUGCCGCCGACGGUUACCAUCAAUAAGACAGAUGUGUCAUACUUGGAGUGUUCAAACGGCCCCAACGUCGUCGAAAUGUUAAAAAACGAAGCGCUAAUCUUCGCACUGCAGCCGAAUUUGCUCGUACACGUCAAAGUCAUCAACAUGGACUGUUGUAUAAACAAAAUCGCUUGGUGCUUCUCCACUGAAGGUCUGAUAAACGUAGGCCAGGACGAAAUCGUCAUCCUUUUAGAACUCCUAGACGACGAAAAAACCGUCCCCAAAGACGUUUUCCUCCACAUCAACAACAUCUACCUAGAAGCCGUCAAAGGUACUUCCGUCAAAGAAAUGGGUCUGUCGUUACACAACACGACGAACUUCCUGGGUUCCAAGAACCACGCAGGUUUUGUUUAUAUUCGACCGACAUUCCAGUGCUUGCAGAACGUUAUUAAGCCGCAAGAACCGUACUUGAUUGGAGUUUUGAUACACAGAUGGGAAACCCCAUGGGCGAAACUCUUUCCAUUGCGCCUAGUUUUAAGACUGGGGGCCGAGUAUAGGUACUACCCGAGCCCCAUAAUUUCCAACCGGUACCGGGACAGCGUGUUCGUGGAAAUCGGCCACACCAUCAUCAACCUCCUAGCCGAUUUCCGGAAUUUCUCCUACACGCUGCCGCAAAUCCGGGGCUUAACCAUCCACAUGGAGGACAAAAACACCACGGUGACGAUACCGAUAAAUCGCUACGACCAGGUUAUGAAAUCGAUGAACAACUCGAGCGACCACAUUUUGGCUUUCGCCGGAAAUUUCAGCAACUUGGCGGACUCCCACCUAGUGUGCAUCCAGGAUACUCAAAGUAACGAAAACGCGUACAGCACGCACGCUAUUAACAUACACAACAAACCCAGGAAGGUCACCGGGGCUAGUUUCAUCGUUUUUAAUGGCGCUCUUAAGUCCUCGAGUGGCUUGACGGCGAAGUCGUCUAUAGUGGAAGACGGGCUCAUGAUACAGAUCCCCCCGGAGCACAUGACUCAGAUCAGGGACAGUCUGAGGAAUAUGAAAAAUCACACGAUACAGUGCGGCUGCAUCAACGCGGCGUCGGAUGAAACCGUGAACGUGAUCUGGGGCGAGCCGGACGUCAAUUUCAACAUUAACGUUUUUUCGCCCAUUGAUAAUAAGCCGAUGGAAGGGAUUCCGUCGAUUAGGGUGCAUAACGGGAAGGACUACGUAAAUGGGGGUCGCUUAAUCCGGUGGACGGAGGUUUUUAUUGUACAGAAUGAGGGUGAGGCGAGUCGCAACCAGGACCCUAUAGAUAUUUCCAAGGUCUCGGAGACUAUAGCGAAAGCCACGUGUACGGCUCUUGUUAAAUACUUGGACUUGUUAGUUAGUAAUAGUUUUUAUAAAAUUGGGAUUCGGGCCAAUCUUAACGCUUAUUUCGUGGCGUAUAGCGCUGGUAGCAACGCCAUGAAGUUGCCUCCUAUUUACAUGGAAAGUUUGGAUAAUGAGUUGGUUCCUGUGCUGCACAGGAACGCUACGAGCGAUUGUGACGAGAACACAAUAAUCCUGGAAUUAAUAUUCCGCAUUUUAAACAAAUAAUUAAUACGUACAGGGUGGCUCAAGGGAUCACUCAAAACUCGCAGUAUUAGGUCAGUGAGGUGUGCUUUUCGACCGUGAGGUGGCGCUUUUCGGCUGGGCCGCCCUGUAUCACCGCUUGUAGAUUGAUGUAUUGUUAAUUUAUAUAUUAAAAUUUUAUUUGUUAUUUUUAAUUAAUUAUAAUAAAAAGAACACACUA